Messenger RNA from Grammomys surdaster, 243 nucleotides. RefSeq names its product keratin-associated protein 12-1-like. The transcript has a single exon. NCBI's taxonomy places the organism in Eukaryota, Metazoa, Chordata, Mammalia, Rodentia, Muridae. Bases 1 to 243 code for a protein of 80 amino acids. Gene Ontology annotation, cellular component: keratin filament. The record is from RefSeq and is a predicted model, not a curated record.
AUGUGUCACACCAGCUGCUCUUCAGGGUGUCAGCAAGCCUGCUGUGUGUCCAGCCUCUGCCAGUCAGCAUGCUGCAGGCCUGCUAUAUACAUUCCUUUUAGAUACCAGGUAGCCUGCUGUGUGCCUGUGAGCUGCAGGCCCACUGUGUGCGUUGCCCCUUCCUGCCAGUCCUCUGUGUGUGUGCCUGUGAGCUGCCGUCCUGUCUGUGUGACGUCCUCCUGCCAGUCAUCUGGAUGCUGCUAG